CGACGUAUCGCAGGGAUGAUUCGGGUAUGCCUGCAUGCCUGGUAGGAGAGAUAACAUAAAAUCUUGACAGCGUGAGGUUUUAAAUACAUGAGGUGACACGGUUGUGCUUAUUGUGCGCACUGCUCUCUGCUACCAUUAGGUUAGCUCGCUGGCGAUAAAUAAUAAUAAUAAUACUAAAAAAAAAAAACGGGACAGAAAACAUGAAGCGUGACAGGAGACGGAGCUUCGUGUGGAAUUGUUUUGAACGAAUGGGCGACUUUGUCCGCUGCAUGAAAUGUGAAGCUAGGUUAAAAUACUGCGACGGCGGCACCACCUCGAUGCAAAAUCACAUAGCCCGGUUCCAUCCACCUACCACACCGCCGGACAGAAAAUCAGCGCCCCCCGAUGAGAAAACGACAGGCCUGGAUGAGAAGCCGACGGUCCCCGCUGCUCUGUUUAGCCUGGAGGAAGGCGUGGUUCAGCCUGAAGCCCCGGACAGCCCGCAGGUAACACUGCCUUCCACCACCGCCGAGCCUGUCGACCAUGUGGAGAAAAAGCGAGCACGGCGCAGCUCGGCGUGGGACUUUUUCGUCCGGGUGGACAACGAGGCUCACUGCAGACUGUGCGACACGAAGCUCAAAUACAUGAGCAGCACCACCAACAUGAUAUACCACAUAAGAAGCAAGCAUCUCAACACCAACGCCACGCCGUUUGACGACAAAACCCCACCCGAUGAGAUAUCGCAUUUAGAGGUGACCAGGUUAAUCUGCAGGAUGAUCGUGAGGGACCUGCUUCCCCUCAGCGUGGUGGAUGGCGACGGGUUUCGUGAGCUGCUGGGCUACACUGUGCGGGGUUAUAAAAUGCCGUCGGUGGCCGAUGUAGCACGCCACGUUGAGGCCCAGUUUCAAGAGGCGACAGAGGAGCUGCGAGCGCGGCUGGGCACAGUGGAGAUGGUGGCUCUGACCACUGACUGCUGGACGGCCUCCCCCGCCGAGAGAUACCUCACCGUCUCCUGCUCCUUCAUUGCUGAAGGCUGGCAGGGGAGGUCGGCUGUACUGCAGACUCACAGGAUAAAUGACAACCCUGCCACAGACCACUUCAGAGACACACUCCUGAGCACAGUGGAGACGUGGGGAAUCUCAGGGAAAGUUAUUGCCUGCGUUCACAGUAACACCCUGAACAUCCUGCCCGGUCACGCCUCUGCCCGUGUCACCUGGGACUCCGUUCUCUGCUUUGCCAGCACCUUGCAGCUGGCCGUCAGCGACGGGCUGAGCGACGAUCUGCUCGGCGUUGUGGUUGCUGCUGCCAAACUGGUCAAACACUUCAACCAGAAUUCACUGGCGAGUGCGGCCCUGGAGCUCAAGCAAGCUCAGAUGAGACUACCGCAGCACAAACUGAUCCGGUCCAGCAAAGCCAGAUGGGAAACGAUCUGUGACAUGUUUGAGCGGCUCGUCGAACAGCGUUGGGCAAUCAAAGCUGUGCUGUCUGACCGCAUGGUCACCAGCCGACAGGAGGCCCAGACCCUUGAGAUUGAAGAUGAUUAUUGGCAAAUAAUUGAAAACUUCACGCCUGUGCUGGCAACUCUGAAAUGGGCAACAACAGUCAUGUCUGCUGAAGUGGACGUGCCCAUCUCAAACAUCUACCCUAUCACCUUCAGCCUUCUUCAGACUCAUCUUGUGGCAAAAGAGCAUGAUGUUGAACAGGUAUCCGAGUUCAAGUUCAAAGUCCGGGAGUCACUGCGUAAACGCAUGGAGGUUGACUCACCUGACCUGGCAUCCAAACCAGCACUGAUUGCCUCUAUGCUGGACCCUCGUCACAAACACCUCAGCUUCCUGACGCCAACAGGAAGACUGGCUGCAAAAGUGAAACUGCACGAAAUGGUCUCCAAAACAGAAGUGAUCACUACUAUUGUGGGCGCGAAGGUUGAAAAGCAGGAGACACUGGUGACACCUGCUGUCAGCCAGAUGGCCAUGCCAGUGGAAAAGGGAGGCGACAUCAAAAACACCAUGAUGCUUCUUUUAGGAGACAACUACAGUUCCUCCUAUGCUACCGACUCCGAGGCCCAGGUUGAUUACUAUUUGAGAGACAUUUCUCCCUCACUGGACAUUAACCCUCUUGACUGGUGGAGGGUCAAUGGCCCAAGAUUCCCCAGUCUGGCAAUGUUGGCAAGACACUAUCUGUGCAUACCUGGGACGUCAGCGCAUUCAUUAUUGUCAGAGUCUGGACAAAAAUUUGCAAGAAUGCGAACAAGAUUGAAUGCAGAGAGGGUUGAUAUGAUGAUCUUUCUGAACAAAAAUAUGUAGUCUGCACAGCCUUAUAAAAAGGCAGAUGUACAGGACUUGAUACACCAUUAAUUAGAAAAAAGUAGGUUGUAUGCUAUACAUAGAAUACACAAGAUGCUGUAGGCAUCUCAUGCCUACAAGCCUACAAAAUCCUAUCAGAUUUUACUGACUGGGGGUCAUAAUCCCUUGAAAAAGCUCAACCCUUAUGGUUAUGCAUUACUGCUCUCUUAGAGUACUGUAGGUGCAUGAACUUUCAGCACCAUUGCCGCUGAACUUGUAUUUCUGGAUACUUUUCUAAUACCAGAUAGCUGUACCACAUCCUGGUACAGCUAUCACCAGUGCCAUUUUGUGUGACUAUCUAUGUAGGAAUCGAGUUUCACAGCUCCAGAGUCAGUGGCCACAUUUUGUUACUUUAUGUUCUCCAGUAAGGCCUCUUUACUGUUGAGUCACAUAAGAAUGACCAAACACCCUGCCAAAUAUGUGAAAAUGGAUUUCUAUUUUCCUCUCUAAAAACAAUAAGCAGUGUUUUUGUUUUCUAACUGUUAAAGAAAGACUGGUCAAUGGUUAGAAAGUUUUAAAAUGUCAGAGCUCCAUCCGAAACUGUUACUCUUCAAUUCAAGUCCCCUGGUGUCUCAGUAAGUAAGCACAGCUGCUAGCUGUUCAU
Myripristis murdjan (pinecone soldierfish) is the source of this 2925-nucleotide messenger RNA. RefSeq names its product zinc finger BED domain-containing protein 1-like. Bases 201 to 2282 code for a protein of 693 amino acids. Gene Ontology annotation, molecular function: DNA binding; protein dimerization activity. Lineage: Eukaryota; Metazoa; Chordata; Actinopteri; Holocentriformes; Holocentridae. The transcript is spliced from 2 exons. The record is from RefSeq and is a predicted model, not a curated record.